Molecule: messenger RNA, 840 nt
Organism: Blepharisma stoltei
Lineage: Eukaryota; Ciliophora; Heterotrichea; Heterotrichida; Blepharismidae
Source: the annotation of a GenBank genome assembly
AUGGAAGGUGAAGCAAAUGACCACCAGCUUAAACAGCAAGAAAAAAAAGCUGAAAAAGCAUUUGCUGUCCUUCCAGAAGAAAUCAAAACUCCAAUGCGAACUGUUCUUAACUUACAAAAGCAAAGAAAUUCUUUGUAUUUUGAGUUUGAAAAAGAGCUUCAAGCACUUCAUAAUAAGUAUGAUACCCAGUACGGUCCGAUUUUCUUGGAAAGAUCUUCACACAUAAAAUCCAUUGAAAAUUUCUGGCUUAAGGUACUACAGAAUAGUGAUGAAGCUUCUUCAUUUAUAUAUGAGCAAGAUCUCCCUCUUUUACAACAUUUAAUUGAUAUUCAAUAUCAUCAAUCUGCUGACCAUGAUAGUUUUAAAGUUGAUUUCGAAUUUUCUGCCAAUGAUUACAUAGAAAACACAGUUUUAUCCAAAGAAUUCGUUAUAAAAAACGAUGUUUUAGAAAAAUCAGUUGGCACAGAAAUUUUGUGAAAAGGAAGAAAUAGUUUCACAAAAAAAACAAAGCAAGUGAAAAAGGGUAAAAAAGGAAAAGCUAUGACUAAAACUGUUGAUAUUCCAAGUUUUUUCAGGAUUUUUCAAACUAGAAGUCCUGAAGAUGAAGAAGAUAUUCCAAGCGACGAAGAAGAUAUUGAUGCUGAUCCAUUUGAAGAUGAAAUGAAUUUAGGAUAUGAGUUAAGAGAUGAAAUUAUUCCAAAUGCACUAUAUUAUUAUCUAGGAAUUAGAGGAAAAGAAGAAGAUGAAGAUAGUGAUGAAGACGAAAAAGGGCAAAAGAAACCAUCCGAAGUAAAAGUUGAUGGGUCAGGACAAGAAAAGCAAGAAUGCAAACAGCAGUAA